Parascedosporium putredinis is the source of this 3504-nucleotide messenger RNA. The record is from the annotation of a GenBank genome assembly. Lineage: Eukaryota; Fungi; Ascomycota; Sordariomycetes; Microascales; Microascaceae.
AUGGCGGACCCAUUCGACCGGCGUCUGCCGGAAAUAACGCCCCUGUCGCCGAUACGCCUACACCAUGAUCCCGCGGCCGGCGCUCUUCCCGAAGCUCUCCGCUCGACCUCGAGCAUACGAACCCGGCUGAGUUCGACCUAUAGCCGCGGCGGCGCCUCGAUAGCCGGCGACAAGACGUUUCUGGUGGGCGAGAAGGGCGAAGAGGUGGAGGAGGAUAUAUUUAAACCAUUUCCGCCGCAGGAGGGCAUACCGCACGAAGAGAACCCUCUCACUGUGAGAGCGGUGGCCGUGGGGAUCCUUCUCGGGCCUCAAAACCGGAUUCACUUUUGGCGCCUCCCUCUUCGGAGCCAUUUUCGGCUUCGGCAUAAUAAAAGCUCUCACCCGGCUCUUCCCCACGACCCCCAUCUCGGCGGCGGUUCCGUCUUCGGCCCCCAGGAGAAUAGCAUCAUCCAGGCCGCGGCGGCUGGCGCCGGCGGCAUGACGGGCCUUUUCGUCGCCGCUCUUCCGGCCAUGUACCAGCUGGGCCUGCUGUCAGAUCGGCCGAUCGACGACUUUGGCCGCAUUUUGACGCUGACGCUCGUGUGCUCCUUCUUUGGGCUCUUCUUCGCGGUGCCGCUACGGAAAUUCUUUGUGAUCAAUGUGGCGAGGGAGUUACGGCUUGUCUUUCCUUCUCCGACGGCCACCGCCGUCACCAUCCGGUCCAUGCACGCGGUCGGCAGCGGCGCCGCGGACGCGAUGAAAAAGAUCAAGGCCCUGGGCAUCGCCUUUUCCGCAUCGCUAUGCCAUCGCGUGGCAUCCUACUACGCCCCGGGAAUCCUCUACGACUGGCACAUCUUUACGUGGUUCUACAUCUGGAGCGGCCACACUAACGCGGCGCUGGCGGUGGAGAACUGGGGAUGGAUGAUUGAGUGGACGCCCGCCUUCAUCGGUUCCGGGAUGCUGGUGGGACUCAACGUCGGCAUCUCCUUCUUCGCCGGGUCGGUUCUCGCGUGGGGCAUCAUCGGGCCCCUCCUCGUGACGACGGGGAGUGCCAUGGCCGAGUUCCUCGUGCACGUCAAGGUCGUGUGGCUCGGGUUCAAGUUUGCGUACAAGAACGCGUGCGGGCAGCUCCUCGGCGUCCUCGAGAAGCGCAACGGCGGUAUCGGCGGCCCGGGCAGCGCGUUCUUGGCGCGGCAGGCUCGCCGGACGGAGGGCGACGCGAGCUCGCUGGUGGAGGACUUUGCCGGGCCCGAGGACCAGGUGCCCGGCUGGGUGUGGGCGACGGGCAGCGCGGCCAUGGUGGUGGUGGCCGCCGUGGUGUGCAAGGUGCAGUUCGACAUGGGGGUGGAGCUGGCCGUGCUCGCGUGUCUGCUCGGCGUCGUCUUCGCCUUCUUGAGCAUCCACGGCGGGGCGGUGACGGACAUCACGCCGCUGACGGCGUCCAGCAAAGCCUCGCAGCUCGUCCUCGGCGGCGUGACGUCGGGCCAGGGCCUCACCGUCGCGGGCGCGCAGCGGGCCAACCUCAUCGCGGGAGGCAUCGCCGCGGGCGCCGCCGACGUCUCCACGGCACUCGUCUCCGACUUCCGCGUCGGGUUCCUCCUCCGCACCCCGCCCGUCAAGCAGUUUUACGCGCAGGCCGUCGGCACCCUCGUGGCCAUGUUCCUCGCCCCCGGCAUCUUCGUCCUCUUCAUGGCGGCCUACCCGUGCGUGAUCCACCCCGAGGAUUUCCCCGACGACUUCGUCUGCCCCUUUGCCGCGCCCUCGGUCGUCGCCAAGCACUUUUUCCUCACGGGGCCGCGCGAGCGCUACCGGCAGUGGCUGCCCAACUGGAUGUCCAUCGGCAUCGCUUUCGUCAUCCCCGCCACCGUGUACGCGACCGCCACGCUGACGGGGGCCGUCGUCGCGCACUUUUGGCGCCGCAAGUGGCCGGCCAACUUCGGCAUGUACUGCUUCGCCGUGGCGGCGGGCAUGUUGGCGGGCGAGGGCCUCGGCGGGGUGGUCGGCGCGGCGCUGGAGCUGGCGGGCGUGUCUGGAAGCGUGCUGGGGACUAUGAGAACAUUGGGCGCCGAGAAGGAUGAUAACGCUGGACCUGCGUCCUCGGACCCCUUUACUUUUGUUCGCCGCCCGGGCGGGAGCCGUCUCGAUUGCUACCUCCAGCGGCUUCAACCUCAUCGUGAUCCCCGUGAUCCCUCCCUGCCCAUCAGCUCCUUGGGUACUUUGCACACCGGGGCCGGGCAGAACCGCGUGUCCGUCCUCCCUGUCUCGGACCCGAGCUCGUCGGCGUCCUCUGGCCGACAGCUUCUGACACUGGUCCCCUUAUCGUCGUCUUCGUCUUCGUCCUCGACCUCGGAGGCCGACGCCAAGGCGGCUCUCCCUGCCGCCGACUAUAUCCCCGCUAGCGUGAACGAGACGGCAUCUGCCGACCAUCAUCGUCGCCAAGAAGACGAUCUGGCGAAGGACGCUAAUGCCAAUAACGCCACGAAGCCUGCCUCGUCGACCACUACUAGCGCUGGAGCCAUCGACCUUACCGUGUCCGGCGCGACUAGCGGCCUGACCAUCGACUUGGCCGAGCUCGCCUCCGCCGGCUCUGCCGCCGUUCCCUUCCUCCACUAUCCCGACACCGACUUCAUCGCCUGCAGCGACGUCACGGUCGGGAACCUCCCCGGCACCUGGGACGUGCUGAACUGGGCUCCCGCCAACGCCGGUUCCACCACCUCGACCACCUCCGCCGGCAAGCGCCGCUUCGUCAAUUUUGCCGCCUUGCCCGGCGGGGACUACGUGCCCAUCGAGAAGACCCACCAAGGCGUGGCCCAGAAAGACGGCGACGCAAAGGCCAAGGCCGUGUCUGCCAAAUUUGGCAAUACGGGCGCUGUCCCAGGAAAGGAUUGCGAACCCGAGACUUCAUCCGCUCCAGAACCCGAGGUUCUGUCCGAGGGACCGUGCUCAUCUAGCACGUUGAGUGGCGCCUCGGCGGGCUCGUCCGGGAUGCCGACGUCAUGUGCCACGCCGAAUGACCCCGCGGCGGUUCCAUCCGGAACGUCGUCUUCACCGAGCGCCUCAGGUGGCGCCUCCAGUGGAACCCCUGACACGGUGGUAGUUCCGUCCGGAACACCGUCUGCAGCUGGCACUCCAGGCGAAGCAUCCGGGGCGGCGUCUUCGGCUGGAAACUCGGGCACGGCAACCACGACAGCUAAUGGGUCGGCAGGCGAUGCUCCUUCACCUUUCGGGAACCAGACUAGAACUGUGAUCCAGUCCACGACCUUCGCGACCUCCGCCACGGCCCAAGCUCCUGCUUCUUCCCUCGGGUCUGCCGCUCCUGCCAGUUCUGCCGCCUCCUCCUCUUCCUCGUCCUCGUCCUCGUCCUCGUCCACUACCAUCGACACCUGCCCAAUCGUCGACAUCGUCCCCCUCUGCGCCGAUCUCCCCGCGCUUGCCGAGGACGCUCUCGGCUCCCACCACUUUGUCCGCGACGUCUGGUGCUUCGAGACCAUCGAGGAUAUUCUUGAGGCCUUUGGUCGCUCUUAG